UUUAUGGCCACAAUCACGUGUUAAUUGAUGAGCUCAUCCGUCUCUGUCAGCUUGAUAUCUUGUAACACGUGCCGACUGACAUGAUCAUAUGUCCUGAUGCCCUCAUGACUGCGGAGGCCACGGUCCACCAUGCCGAGCGAAGAUCUGCCGUCAACCGAUGCGGCGCCGGACCCUGAGUCGGGACCCAACACCGGGCUUGAAUCUUUGGCUUGCGUGUCGUGCCGGGCCCGGAAACUGAAAUGCGACCGAACAAAGCCGGCAUGCACAAGGUGCACCCGAAUAGCCUCGGAGUGUUGUUACCCGGAGUCCAGGAGGAAGCCCGCUUUCAAGCGGAGGAACGUCAAGGAACUUGAGGAGCGCCUGGCCCAAGUGGAGGUUUUACUGAAGGAUGCGCCCAAGAAGGCUUCUGUUUCCGACGAGGUCCCUGAGGAUGUGCCGCCUUCCCAGGUCCCGGAUGCUCCAGCCCAGCGCUUACAGCAGUCGUCCAUUCCUGACGCUGCAGACGAUCCGUUCAGCUGGAGCUAUGGGAGCGGUGUUCCUGGGCCAGCAGCAAGCGAGGUCCCCGGCGCCAACACUCAGGCUCCCCGUCCACGAGCACCUGUCUAUCCUGAAUUCUCAAUGGCCGACAUUAAGUAUAAGCAUCGGGCAGAGAAUGCAGGCGCAUCACGGAAUGAACUCCUGGGGCUAGGGCUCUUUGAGGCCAUGCCCCCAACCGAAAUGAUUGAGGACUUGCACAGGACAUUUUUCACAAAACAGCACCCACUGAACCCUAUCAUCCACCCCGGCCGUUAUAUGCAGGCUUUCCACUCUGGAGGACACCUACGCCCGCCGAUGGCACUCAUUUAUGCUGUGUGGACGAUGGCCACGAACAGCCAUGAGAAGUACUCGUCAUACCAUGAUGCAUUUCAUCGAAGAGCCCGCCAUUACCUCGAGGAGGACGAACUUAGGGGAGAGGGAGAGCACUUUAUCACGGUGGCCCACGCGCAGGCCUGGGCUCUUCUCGCCACAGACGAGGCUCGUUGCAUGUGGUUCACGCGUGCGGCCAUGAGUACGGCCCGCUGCAUCAAGCUGAUUCAUAUGAUGGGUCUGCACCGGUUGGACGACCCCAAUGCGGCAGCAGAGCUGGCGCCGACAAUUGCCCCUCCAAGAGAUUGGACCGAGCUGGAGGAGAGGAGGCGAGUGUUCUGGGGGGCAUAUUGUGUUGAUUCCCAUGCCUCGAUCAGCACCGGCUGGCCAAGCUUGGUCGAUAUGAGUGAGGUUACAACCCAUUUGCCCAGCUCCGAGGAGGCAUUCAACACGUGUACGGAAGAGACGACCUCACGUAUCGAGGACGUGUUUUCGGGGGCGUCGUACUCAUCAUUCGCGGGAGCUGUGGUGCUCUGCUAUAUAUUCAACGCGAUCCUAAAGCACGUCCAUCGUACUAAGCCUGACGACGGCCGAGACAACUACGACUACGGCAGGUACUGGAACAAACAUAGGGAGCUGGAUAAUAUGUUGUCAAGUGCCUUUAUGUUCCUGCCAGAGCGGUUUAGGCUACCCAAGAAUUUGCGAGACCCUGUGGCUGUUCACACAAACCUCAAUCUCCACGCAUCAGUCAUCUGUCUGCAUAACAGCGCCUAUGAGAUGACAAAGGAGCAUGACCUUCCUGAUCAUGUCAAACAGACAAGCAAGACACGAGUCUUGACGGCGGCCCAAGAAAUUGUGACUGUCGUCAAGUUGACCAGCCACUCGAACGUUGGAUACAAGAGCCCGCUCGUCGCCCUCGCGCUCUACGUCGCCAGCUCAGUCUACACAACAAUGUCACAGGACGACGGCAUGCAGCCGGACUACACCUCGAACCUCGAAUUUCUCCUAGUUGCAAUGAACGCCAUAGGCAAGCAGCAUGUCAUCACCAAGUCGUUCCUCACACAGGCGAUCGUCGAUCUGCAACGCGCAAACCUCCUCGGCCAUGUCCGCAUCCCACGAAUCGAGAUGCCUGACACGCGCAAGAUAGUCACGGCAUGCGGCAACAACAUACCCCUCUUCGCCAGGUCCAGACUCUCGAGGAUCGCAGACAUGCAGCCGCCCCUCCCCGGACUGCCCCUCAGCAGCCCGGCCAACGUCCAGGAGAUGGAGAAGCAGAUCCGGCAGGUCCUCCAGUGGGACCUCCAGGUGCCGCCGGGCCGCCCCGAGGGGCAGGACGGGGGGUACGCAAACAAGCGCAAGCGCAUCGCCGUCUCCCCGGAGCCGACCUCGGCGUCGCAGGGCCUGACGCCCUCACUCUGGUUCCAGCCGACGCAGGCGACCGAGGCGACCCCCUCGGACACCACCACCACCACCACGGGGGGGUCGUCGUUGUCUUCGGACGGCAAGUCGCCGCCAGCCGGGGCAGGGAGCGCCGCGGCGGCCCAGUUCAGGCUCCCGCACCGCGCGGGUGGCUCGUCGGCGGGCUCGUCCCCGUCCGCGGCGGCCAACAGCGCCUCGACGCCGACGACGCAGCCCAGCUCGGGCGUCAGCCCCGGCACGACCACCGGCGGAGGCCAGGGCCUGGCGCAGGCCGGAGCCGCGGGGACGAUGCCGGGCGGCCCCCGGGAGAUGACGGACCCUUUUGCGGCUCAGCAGCAGCAGCAGCAACAACAAGAACAACAACAACAACAACAAGCACAGAUAGACAUGAACUUCUUCCAGGGAAUGAGCGCGUGGGACGGCCCUGGUGACCCGUCCGUCUUGUUCUCGCAGGUGGCGGCUGCCAUGCAGGGCGGCGGCAACGUCGGGGCUUUCGAGCCCAUGCUGGACGACGACAGCUGGAUGAUGAUCGGUGACGCCGGGCCCGGGGCUGGUGGUCCCCCGUGGGAUACGGGCCCGGGCGGGACAGGGGGUGUUGGCUAGGGGGGAGGGAGCUGGCCGGCUGCGAACGGGUUUAUGCGUUCGUUGUGAGCGAGGGUGAUGGGCUGUGGCAUGUUGGUAGAUACCCCCCUCAUUGGGCAUCUUGCGAGGAGUCCGUGUGCGUCUUGUGCGUUUUUGUGAAGCAUGUAGAACACGGUAUAUUCGCCACUUUAUUUACUUUUUGCAGCAUAUCAUAUACGUUGUUAAUCAAAGAGAGC
Molecule: messenger RNA, 3083 nt
Organism: Diaporthe batatas
Lineage: Eukaryota; Fungi; Ascomycota; Sordariomycetes; Diaporthales; Diaporthaceae
Exons: 4
Coding region: 130-2868 (912 amino acids)
Biological process (GO): regulation of DNA-templated transcription; DNA-templated transcription
Cellular component (GO): nucleus
Molecular function (GO): zinc ion binding; DNA-binding transcription factor activity, RNA polymerase II-specific; DNA binding
Source: RefSeq, a predicted model, not a curated record